AUGACCAAAGAUAAACUUCCAGUCUUGGUAGUGGGAGCUGGUCCUGUCGGAUGCUUUACCGCAUAUCGCCUGGGAAAGGCAGGAAUCCCAGUACGGAUUUUCGAGAAGGAGUCCACCAUCCCUUCUAACCCAAGGGCCGUUGGGUACUACGGUGCAACACAAGUGGUAUUCCAGGAGUCGGGACUUUACGACCUCAUCCGAGCUGAAGGAUUCAUGACCGCGGGACUAUGUUGGCGCACGCUCCCGAUCGAUGACGGCAAGGGGGGCAAAAGGCUAGGCGAUGUAAUUGCCGCUCAACCUCUCUGCGACCCCAAGGAUCCUGUCAAAGGCUGCCCGUCGGGCCUCCUUAACCUCCGCCAGUCGCAACUGACAAACUUGCUCCUGCAAGAAGCACUCAAAACUGGAUAUGUGACGAUCCAGUUUAACAGUGAACUAUCCAGUAUCCAACAGGAAGAUGGCAAGGUCACAAUCGACUUCGAGGACAAAGAUCUCCCAUCUGCAGCUGGCUGUUAUCUGGUUGGGGCUGAUGGCGGCAGAUCAAAAACUCGGCAGUUAGUCGGGAUGCCGUGUCUCGGACAUACAUGGCCCGAGAGACUCAUAUCCACAGACGUCGUUCUUGGCAAUUAUGUGGAUCCAGUCUUUCACACCUGUUUCAUCAUCGGUACCAAGAACUACACCAUCAUGACUCCCCUCACAGAGCCGGUUCUCGGCGAAAAGAGCUUGUGGAGGUGUGCCAUACCCCCGGAAGACGAGCGAUCAGAUGAAGAAUUGCUCCAUGACGAUGUAAUUCAAGGAUUCUAUGACGAAGUGGUCUCCGGUCCACGACCUCUCUCAACCGAGAUAUCUGCAAAGGCCAUAUACCGUAUUCAUCAACGCCUCGUUCCAUCCAUGCGUAAGGGUCGCUGUGUCUUGGCGGGAGACGCAGCACAUAUGAACAACCCAUAUGGUGCUAUGGGGUUGAACACAGGUCUUCUAGAUGGCGAUGCUCUGGCAGAGGCUCUGAUCAUGGUGUUGAACGAAGGUCGUUCCGACGAUAUUCUCACAAGUUACUCUGAUGCUCGCCGGGAGGUAUUCCAAUAUUUUGUUGAUCCUGUAACAACGGCCAACAAGCUGAGACUUCACCUACCGAGCGAGACCGCUGCGGAGGAUGACAGCUAUUUGAGAUCCCUGCAGAGCCCCACGUUAGAAGAUCUAGAAAAAGGGGCCAGGCCGUAUUUUGAGACGUGGAGGACUAAUAUGAGGAGUGGAUUGUUCUAA
This is a messenger RNA of Penicillium verhagenii, 1257 nucleotides long. RefSeq names its product FAD-dependent oxidoreductase. Gene Ontology annotation, molecular function: FAD binding. Lineage: Eukaryota; Fungi; Ascomycota; Eurotiomycetes; Eurotiales; Aspergillaceae. The record is from RefSeq and is a predicted model, not a curated record. The transcript has 2 exons. Bases 1 to 1257 code for a protein of 418 amino acids.